CAAAGCCAAGCUCGAGGGUUGUUGGAAAGUGCUGAGUCAGCUGUUUUGCCGCUCGUCCUGACAACCCAAACAAACAACAGCACCCACCACCCAAGAUGACCAGCCGCUUUGCGCACCGACCAGCCGCUUUGCGCACCGCCACGGCGAGCGAGCACAGAUUGUGCUGCCAAAUGGAGAUCGAUACAAAGGCGAAUGGAAGGAUGAUCUCAUGCACGGCAAGGGCAUGUAUGAGAGCAAGCGACACAAGUUCAUGUUUGAAGGCGAUUUCAAGUAUGGGCUCAGGGACGGCUACGGCGUGUACAGCAUAUUCCGCAAGGGCAAGUACCACAAGGAAUAUGUGGGCUCCUGGAAAGCAAACCUGUACCACGGCCACGGCGUGAAGUUUUACGACAUUGAGGGAACGGAGAUGUAUGACGGGGAGUGGUUUGAGGGCAAGCGCAGCGGGUGGGGCCGCAUGACAUAUGCAGACGGCAGCGUGUACGAGGGCGAGUGGCUCGAGGACCAGCGGUGCGGUCGUGGCCUCCUCCUCCUCGCGAACCAGAACCGGUAUGAGGGCGAAUGGGAGAACGACUUGAAGCAUGGGCGCGGCACCUUCUACUACAUCAACAAGGGCCAGUGCUAUCAGGGCGUGUGGAAGGACGGCACGCCAAAGUGCGGGGAGAUGAUUGAUAUGGAAAGAGAGCGGGCCGACGACCCCACCAAAUACGCAAUCCCACAACUUGGCCUCAAGGACGCGGAGGAUGUGUUGGACGCGGCGGAGACCAGCGUGCUGGCGUUAAACGAAGAGUGAACAAACGAACAAUCAA
Messenger RNA from Salpingoeca rosetta, 806 nucleotides. RefSeq lists its product as uncharacterized. The transcript is spliced from 8 exons. The record is from RefSeq and is a predicted model, not a curated record. The coding region runs from base 209 to 790 and encodes 193 amino acids. NCBI's taxonomy places the organism in Eukaryota, Choanoflagellata, Craspedida, Salpingoecidae.